Molecule: messenger RNA, 4099 nt
Organism: Siniperca chuatsi (mandarin fish)
Lineage: Eukaryota; Metazoa; Chordata; Actinopteri; Centrarchiformes; Sinipercidae
Exons: 3
Coding region: 149-4099 (1316 amino acids)
Biological process (GO): DNA integration
Molecular function (GO): nucleic acid binding
Source: RefSeq, a predicted model, not a curated record
AAUCGACAUAGUCAUUCAGGGUCGUGCUUCACAGGUUGCUGUAGCAAUUGAUGUAUCGGGCAGUGGGGAUGUAAGUAAUGCUAAUGAUAAUGCUAACCCAACUGAUGAUAGUGAUGCUACCGGUGCUGGGAUUACUAAUACAACCCACAUGGCACUAUCUACGGCUAGUGACACACAUGACACAGAGCUGCAGAAAAUACUUACUAGUUAUGAGGAGCUGAGUAAGAAAAUUAUGCAGUGCAAACAUACACCCACUCCACAGUCUGUACCUCAGUCAUCUGUAAAGAUAGGAUGCACCACACAGAGUAGUAACGUAGCAGGCACCAGAGGUUUAAGUAAACACUCAACACCAUUAACACAUGACAAGUUGCUCUCCUUAAGAGAGUUGUCUUACCUUCAUCGCAGGGAACUGAAGAUCCAGGGGGGUCAGAUUGGGGACCAGGGGUCAGAUCUCAGCUAUAACAGUGUCUGUCGGCAGAUGGAAGACGGUUUAAAGGAGCAGUUCAGUGAUGCAGAGGUUGUAAGAGCCGUCCUCAAAGUCGUCAAGCCAGGAACUUUUAAAGACAUGUUGAUGAAUAAGGAUGAUCUGACUGUAGAGGAGCUAAAAGCCUUCCUCCACUCCCACCUGGGUGAGAAAAGUAACACAGAGCUGUUCCAGGAGCUCAUGUGCACCAAACAAAAAGACAAUGAGACACCCCAACAGUUCCUAUACAGAGUCAUAGGACUUAAGCAGAAGAUCAUGCUGGCCUCCAAACAUGCUGACACUGAUGUAAAGUACAAUGCAAGCACAGUGCAGGAUGUGUUCCUCCACACCGUAUAUCAGGGUUUAGGUCAUAAGCAUGAUGAUGUCCGCAGAGAGCUGAAGCCAUUGCUUGUGGACCCCAGGGUAUCGGAUGAGUUAAUCUUAAAACAGAUGAAGAAAGUGAUGUGUGAAGAAAGUGAAAGGCAGCGAAGGCUAGGUCCCGCCACCCGCCAAAGACUAACAAAUGUGCACAGUGCUCAGUCUGAAGUUAAUGCUGCACAGUGUCCUAGUGUAAAGGAGAAGGUACCAAAAACAGAUGUGAUCCAGCAGUUAACGGAAAAACUUGAACAGCUUACAAGUACAGUUGAACUCAUGAGACAGUCAAUGCAGACACAGGUGGCAGGACAGUUCAGCCACAAUGGGAAAGGUAGAGACCGCAGGAGAGAGAAACCAUAUGGCUGUGACAAGUGCGUGGAACAGAAUCGUCCCGACUGCCCUCAGGGAAAAGCUUACCAUCAGGGUUUCAUCGCCGAGGGUUCACGUCACCUGACUGCCUUCGUUACCCCGUGGGGCCUCUAUGAAUGGGUCUGUAUCCCAUUCGGACUCUCAAAUGCCCCAGCAGCAUUUCAGCGGAGCAUGGAGGAGGUGCUAGGCACCCUCAGGGAUGAAUGCGGCAUCCCUUAUCUGGAUGACGUGCUCUGUUAUGCAAGAACAUUCGAUGAACACGUGGAGGCCCUCCGCAAAGUGCUUCAGGCUCUUCAACAUCACGGAGUAAAACUGAGACCUGAGAAGUGUGAGCUCUUCAGACAAGAAGUCAGGUACGUGGGGCGCCUUGUGUCAGCUGAUGGUAUCAAAAUAGACCCACGGGAUCUUGAAGCAGUCAAAACCUUGACCAGCAAGACACCACAGACAGUUGGUGAAGUAAGGAAACUGACCGGCUUCUUGGGAUAUUAUCGCUCCUACAUCCAGGAUUUUUCCAGGAUCGCAAAGCCAAUCUAUGAGCUUCUCCAAACUAAAUCAGGGAAAGCCCAGAUUCCAACAUCUGGGAAAACCACCAAACACCCACAGCUGCCUUCCCAACAGCCUGUUGACUGGACCACUCAACAUCAGGAAGCUUUAGAGCAACUGGUCACUCUCCUUAUAACCCCACCUGUCUUAGCGUAUCCUGAUUUCAACCUACCUUUCACGCUGCAUACAGACGCCUCAGACCAGGGCCUGGGGGCUGUCCUCUAUCAGCGCCAGAAUGGAAAACUGAGAGUCAUUGGCUAUGGCUCGAGGACUUUGACACCUGCUGAACGUAACUAUCACCUGCACAGUGGAAAACUGGAGUUCCUCGCAUUGAAAUGGGCUGUGUGUGAAAAAUUCGGGACUACCUGUACUACGCUCCCACUUCACUGUGUACACGGACAACAACCCCUGACCUAUAUCAUGAGUACAGCAAAACUCAAUGCUGUUGGUCAUCGGUGGGUGGGAGAACUCUCAGAUUUCCAGUUCGACAUCAGGUAUAGGCCGGGAAAAUCAAAUAUGGAUGCAGACACACUCUCUCGGCUCCCCUUGGACAUGGGGAAAUAUGAGGUGGCUUGUACAGAGGAGCUCUCGAACGAGGCAGUGCGGGCUACAUGGGAUGGGAGUCAGGCAGCAGAACGGAAGGAUGUGGCCUGGGUUGCAGCACUUAACAUGUGUUGCCCAGAUCCUCCACCACAACCUCAUUGUCACCUACCAACUAUCCGCCGUGAUGAUCUUGUUAAGGCUCAAAGAGAGGAUCAAGCCAUAGGCAAGAUUAUUGAGUUAAAGGAGUCAAACACAAAACUGACAGAUGACAUACGCCAAACUGUAAGUGGAGCCACCCGAAAGCUGCUGCAUGAGUGGAAUUUGCCCAGGCAUAUCCCACGAAGAAGAACAAGUGGGAAAACAGCUGCUGAGCGCAUCUUCAAUGACUUCAUACCCUGGUUCGGUUAUCCAUCCAAACUACAUCAUGACCAGGGUCGUGAAUUUGAGAACAAACUGUUCCAAUCAUUACAGCAGUUGUCAGGGGUUGGCCACUCGUGGACGUCACCCUAUCACCCACAAGGCAACCCAGCUGAGCGCCUGAACCGCACCAUCCUCCAGAUGUUAAGAACAUUGACUGAUAGUGAAAAACUACGGUGGAAGGAUCACCUCCCGCAUGUUUUACACGCAUACAAUUGCACCAGACAUGAGUCAACCGGCUACUCACCGUUUUUUCUCCUCUACGGCCGUCACCCACAUCUCCCAGUUGACUUGCUGUUUGGAUUGGUUGGAGAAAGGGAACCAUACUCACCUAGAGGAUUUGCAGAUAAAUGGGCUAAAAAGAUGUCAGAAGCCUACCGCAUUGCCGGCGAGAAUAGCAAAAAGUCCAGUGCAAGGGGAAAAGUGAUGUAUGACAAGAAAGCAAGAGGGGUUGUACUGCAACCAGGGGACAGAGUUCUGGUUUGGAACCUCAGUGAACGUGGAGGGCCGGGAAAAUUAAGGGCAUACUGGGAGAAGACUAUAUACAUAAUCGAACGUCAACUUGCUGAGAACCCAGUGUACGUUGUCUGCCCUGAAACUGGAGACAAACGGAAAAGCAGGACACUGCACCGUAAUCUCCUGUUGCUGGUGAACGACUUACCUGUCGACGUCACUCCACCUGACACCAGAUCUAUUCCUGAGAAGAAAACACAUAACAGACAAAACCAAGAGAGAAUGACAGACACUCAAAGACAAGCAGACACGAGUGAUGACAGUGAAAAUGAUUCAGAUGAUGAUUCUGGCUCGGGAUACUGGUUAAGGAGACCGACCGAAAGGAUAGAGGAAAGACCUGUUACCUACCAGGAGCAACUCACCAGGUAUUCAGAGAUUCGGGGGUCAGAACCAGCACCUGUAAGGAGAGAAAGUCAUACUGUACCUGAAUACCUACCAAAUCCUACUGAGAAGAGACACCACGCUGAUGAAAACUUACCUUUACUCACUGGACCUGUGGAAGGGGAGGGAAACAAUGGACACCAAGACUCUGACUCAGAAGCUCGACCUUUGACCCCUCCUGUAGAGCACACUCAGUCAGACGUUAGAAGGUCCGCUCGUGAGAAAAGGCCACGCCGAUUUCUCACCUAUGAGUCAUUAGGUGAGCCAUCAGUCCAAACACACGCCACCGUUAACUCAGUGACUGGAUACACAGGACCCUAUAUACCUGUCAUAGGAGCAUCUCAUCACACUACACCUGCACACUCCAUCUAUCCAUACAUCCCGCCUCUUUGUAUGCCAUAUUCACACCCACUCCUUUACUCCCAGACACCAUACAUGCCAUACCCUUACCAAGCACCAGCCACAUACAUUCCACCUACUAUGCUUGUUUGUUGA